AUGCCAAGAAACCAGGAAGUUAUGUGGCCCAGAUUAGUAGCUAACAAGAUCCUUAGAAAGAGAUUAGGGAGCAGCAACUUUGUCGCAGAUUUUCCAAGCCACAAAGAAACCUUGUUGGAAAUUCCAAGCUUAGAUCAGCCAUCCUUGAGUCCCAAGACCAUAUUCAGUCAUCAUAAAGAUACACACAACUACAGGAUUUUCGUUACGACUUGGAAUGUUGGCGGGGUUGCACCACAUGAAGGUUUGGAUAUGGAGGAUUUGCUGGAUACAGGCAGUACCGCCUGUGACAUCUAUGUUCUCGGGUUUCAAGAAAUUGUACCCCUUAGCGCGUCGAACGUGUUAGGAUCAGAAAAUAGCAAAAUUUUCACAAAAUGGAAUUCCCUGAUUAGAGAAGCUCUGAACAAGAAAAUUCGCUGCCGAGACAAAGUCCAGCUUUCCAAUGAAGAUGGAAAGUCAUCAAUUGAAAACAGCAUCCCAGGUCAAGACUUCCGGUGUAUUAUAAGCAAGCAAAUGGUUGGGAUACUAAUCUCAGUUUGGGUUCGAAGCUACCUUCGUCCUUAUAUCCGGCAUCCCAGUGUCUCCUGUAUAGGCUGUGGCAUCAUGGGCUGCCUAGGAAAUAAGGGUUCAGUAUCAGUUAGAUUUCGGUUACAUGAAACAAGCUUCUGCUUUGUAUGCAGUCAUCUAUCUUCUGGGGGUAGAGAAGGGGAUGAAAAGCUUAGAAACUCCAAUGUAUCCGAAAUAUUCUCCCGAACAAGUUUUCCUAGAGGCCCUUCACAUGAUUUGCCAAGGAAAAUCCUAGACCAUGAUCGGGUAAUUUUGCUUGGAGAUCUGAAUUAUAGAAUUUCCUUACCAGAAUCAACUGUUCGACUCUUAGUGGAUACAAGAGAAUGGAACGGCCUCCUGGAACAUGAUCAGCUAAGAAUGGAGCUGAUGAAUGGCGAAUUUGAAGGUUGGCAUGAAGGGUCUAUCACAUUCCCUCCUACUUAUAAAUACCGUCCGAAUUCUGAUGUAUACUACGGAUGUUUUCAUCAAAGCAAAAAAGGGGAAAAGAAGCGUGCCCCUGCAUGGUGCGAUCGAAUAAUCUGGUAUGGGAAGGGGUUAAAGCAACAUGUAUAUAACAGAGGUGAAGAGAAAUUCUCCGAUCAUAGACCUGUCAAAGCAUUAUUUACUGCAGAAGUUGCGGUUUUGCAUUCAAUGAAACAAUUUCAAAGCUUUUUUUUAUCAGACAGGUUUGACAGAAUUACAAGCCAGUUAGAGAUACCCUCCUCAGCUGAUGAUUUUCUAUGUAAAGGAAGAUCAAGCUUCCAAAUUUGA
Theobroma umbraticum is the source of this 1314-nucleotide messenger RNA. Its product is annotated as DNAse I-like superfamily protein. Lineage: Eukaryota; Viridiplantae; Streptophyta; Magnoliopsida; Malvales; Malvaceae. Gene Ontology annotation, molecular function: inositol-polyphosphate 5-phosphatase activity; phosphatidylinositol-4,5-bisphosphate 5-phosphatase activity; phosphatidylinositol-3,4,5-trisphosphate 5-phosphatase activity. The record is from RefSeq and is a predicted model, not a curated record. Gene Ontology annotation, biological process: phosphatidylinositol dephosphorylation.